Messenger RNA from Leguminivora glycinivorella, 709 nucleotides. RefSeq names its product protein FMC1 homolog. The transcript is spliced from 3 exons. Lineage: Eukaryota; Metazoa; Arthropoda; Insecta; Lepidoptera; Tortricidae. Gene Ontology annotation, cellular component: mitochondrion. Bases 215 to 541 code for a protein of 108 amino acids. The record is from RefSeq and is a predicted model, not a curated record.
UGUCAAAACAGCAAGUUGACAGCGAUGGUUUUCAAAUAGUUCCUUCUAAGCGUUUCUCCAAAAAUAAACAAACUAAAAUACCUUCUAGAGACUCUAAAUUUGAAGAACAAGAAACUAUAAUCGACGUUGACAAAGCGAUAAAACGAAUAAAGUCAGCAGCGGAUGAUUUAAGGGCAUCUGAUUAUUGGGAACACGUGAUAGAAUCAGUGUGACCAUGGCAAGUAUCACAUCAAAACCUGUUCUUGUAACGCUCCGGCAAUUAUUAUCCGAGAUCCGUAAGCAAAGCUCAACAAAAAAGCUGGCAGAAAAUCAGAUGGCUCGUUACAUUUUGGGCCAGUACCGUAAGCACCAAGUAACGGAUCAGCAGCUUUGCAAAGCGAUAGACGAGAUGCAUUUUAAAGCGAGGAGCUAUUACGACUAUCUGCACCACUCGAGGAGGUAUAAGGAGAUUAACACGGAGUUUAAGGGAAAGGGUGAAAUAAGUAUUGCGGAGACUGCAAGAAUGGUUGGAUUCAAACUCCCUCAUGACCCGAAGCCCUAAUAGCUAUCAUUAUCAAGACUUAGUGAAAAUUAGAUCAGAAAUGGUUUACUUACUUAAACUACUUCAACUUAGUUUAAAAAAAGAACAGAACUUUCUUGGUUUUCUAGUAUUGUUUAUUAUCAUGGUACAAUUAAUUAUGAAUUAUUUAAAUAAAUUAUAGUUACCAUA